Molecule: messenger RNA, 966 nt
Organism: Hordeum vulgare subsp. vulgare (domesticated barley)
Lineage: Eukaryota; Viridiplantae; Streptophyta; Magnoliopsida; Poales; Poaceae
Exons: 4
Coding region: 216-749 (177 amino acids)
Source: RefSeq, a predicted model, not a curated record
GCCCUCUCAGGAAAAACACAACGGCAAAGAAGAAAAGCAUAUGCAAAUCUUGGCGUUCACUCGCAUCUGAUCCAUGGAGUCGCCGCUCUCUACGGGCGUCCUUCCUCAAACGCUGCCGGUCUCGUCCGAGGAGAGCAAGGGCACGGUCAUCUGUUGCUGUCCAAGGAAAGCUGGAAGGACAGCAGGUUCAUUGCACACUUCCUAAUAUUUAAAAGAUGUCUUCUACUUCUCGUAUUGAAUCAUGUGGUGAGAUGAAGAGUCAGAAGUUGGGCGCACAAGGAGAAAGAGAUGAGCGCUUGUGUAUUGACUUUGGCUUUAAGGCCCAAGAUGUUAUGGAAGCAGCGGCUUGUCUUGAUGAAGCAGACCGACGUGAAGUUGAGCAACUUGGGUACUCAGCUUUCCUAAACCUAAAGUUGGGACCAAUCAGCCAGCGCAAGGAAACCUAUCUGUGUAUGAAGCUAGUUGAUCUGGAAGAGGAUAGGAUCAAGGUGCAGCUACAAAAUGAUGUAAUUGUAUACAUCAGACCAGAUGAGAUCCAUCAUCUCUUGAUGCUGCCCCAAGGUCCUAAGGCCCCCCUCAAGUACAAUUUGCAACAACAUGAGGACUUUGCACCAGGCUUGUCAGAAGCCUGCCAUAAUUCGAUAGCAACUCUCAGCUCAUCAACAACAAGCUGGCACAACUGCAUGUCCUUCAACUUAACAAGAUCGAAAUCUACAACCAUAGUGGCCUCCUUUUUAAUGCGAGGAUGAUACCCUGGGCAGAUGAACCUGUUGUACAAGAUCAAGCCGAAGACCUUCAAUGCUAGAUCAUCCUUCUUUUCAUCCAGAACAAGUUUCUCAAGAAUGUCAUGAAGAUCGUCUGAUUCAAGAUCUUUGUCCCUGUCAAUACCAAGCUCAUCCUUUAAGUCCCUCAAGGGGAUAACAUACUCUUUCAAAGGCCUCGGAGGAGAAUCAUUACCACAAGGGA